Molecule: messenger RNA, 1251 nt
Organism: Epinephelus moara (kelp grouper)
Lineage: Eukaryota; Metazoa; Chordata; Actinopteri; Perciformes; Serranidae
Gene: lzic
Product: leucine zipper and CTNNBIP1 domain containing
Exons: 7
Coding region: 214-783 (189 amino acids)
Molecular function (GO): beta-catenin binding
Source: RefSeq, a predicted model, not a curated record
AUUCACAAUCACAAAGCCACAAGCUACAAGCGCCUCGACGAAUAUUUUGUAACCCUUCUUAAAAGUACUAAUUUCCCGAGGAAUUCCUGUUCAAUGAUUUAGUUAAUUUUAUUGCGCAUUCAUCAAGCUGGUGCAGAUAUCAAAUUCACCGCAGGACUGAUUUACAACUGUUUACAAAGCGAGUCCCGGUUGGAAAUAAGAUUUUAAUGAAGGAUGGCUUCUCGCGGGAAAUCAGAAACUGGAAAAUUGAGGCAAAACAUGGAAGAGCAACUUGACAGACUGAUGCAGCAGCUUCAGGAUCUGGAGGAAUGCAGAGAAGAGCUGGAUGAGGAAGAGUAUGAGGAGACAAAGAAGGAAACCUUGGAGCAGCUGAGUGAAUUCAACGACUCCCUGAAGAAGAUCAUGACAGGAGACAUGACACUUGUGGAUGAACUCAGUGGAAUGCAGCUGGCAAUCCAGGCUGCCAUCAGCCAAGCUUUCAAAACCCCAGAGGUCAUCCGACUCUUUGCCAAGAAGCAGCCAGGCCAGCUGAGAACCAGACUAGCAGAGAUGGACCGAGAUGUCAUGGUGGGGAAACUGUCGCGGGAUGUGUACACGCAGCAGAAACUGGAAAUCCUCAUGGCCUUGAGAAAACUUGGAGAGAAGCUCACUCCAGAGGAUGAGACUUUUCUUGUUGAAAAUGCCACAGCUACUCUGAGCCAGUUUGAAAAAGUGACGGCAAACUUAGGCUCAGAAGACAAAAUUCUGGCUUUAGCUAGCUCUGGUGUGAAACCUAAGACAUAAUAAUUCUACAAAAUGUUAAUUUUAACUCUGUGUCUUACCAAGAGAGAAAUGUGCCAAUUGAUUUUGUAAAUAACGAGUGCACUUCUAGGCGUUGCUAUAGAUGCUAACACUUUUUAACAGUAUUGUUUUAUAACCCUCAACUUUUGUAAAUGUCUUUUAUGUGUCCAGAUGUGUGUAAAGUUGUAUUAUAGGUACGAGCAUGUGAUUUGUUGAAUAUGAAUACGUGUACCUGAAUGUAAAUGAUCGUCCAGGCAGUUCAAGAGAAAUACUCUGAUGUGAUUUGUGCUGUAUUUCUUGUUGGGUUGCAGCUGUCCUAAAACUGAAAAUUCAACAGUGUUGUUGUUUUUAAGAUUGUUGAUUUCCUGUAUGAGUGCUGCAAAUAUUCAAGAUAUCAUUUUAUUUGAAUCAAAGUGUGUUUACAGAGGUGUGGAGAUUUGGAAGUGACUAAAAUACACUACAAAGACAGAA